GCACCCCCAAUUCUCAUUAUUGGGGAUGGGAAAAGGGGGUUUGAGCCCUCCCUGCUGCCUCCCCGCGGGUCCGAGCGCCAGCACUGGGGGUAUCUGCAAGGGACCCCCCCGCAACCUCGGAGUGGGGAAACUUCUGUGGUGUGAUGAGUUGUAGGGGCUCAGCGAGGGGGGGGUCAUCGCAAAACGCUUCGGGUGCAGUAAACGGGGAAGGACGGAGGUUUGGGGUGGGGGUGAGCUACUUUUCCACCACCUCUGGCUUUCCCAAAGCGGGAUUUUGGGGUGCAGCGGGUGCGUGCACCCCUCAACCCCGCUCCCUCCCCUCCCGCCAGGGCGGGAUGCAGCGUUUCCAGGCGGGAUCCCUUCCCUUCUCCUUCCCCCGGUGCAAUGGGGAGAGCUGGGGAUUGCCACGGCUGCAAAGUAAUCCGAGCAGCAGCUGGAGGCUCCGCACCGCCUCCCCUGCCCGGCUUCGGGGCUUUGAUUUCACCCAGGGCUCCGCUCUCCUCCCUCCUCUCCCUCCCGCCUCCCCCCCCCCGAGGCCAGGCGGCUGGAGGGGAAGGAGAGAAGCUUCUUGUCGGGUUCUGGUGCUCGGAGGCUCGCUGGCGUUUGCAGCUUACCCGAGGUAAGCGGAGAAAGGAGAAGGGGAGGGUGGUAACGCUUGAAUGGGGUGAAGAGGCUGGAGAGGGGCAGAGCGGGGUCUGCUCUCCCGGUCUGCGGAGAUAAAGGCAAGGCAAAGCUCCCCUGCCUGGGAAUUUCCCAUGGUUUUAAGUGGAUUAAGCUGGAGGGGAAGGUGUGUUUGGGGAGGGGGGGAGGAAGCAGAUGAGGGUUUAUUUGUUCUCAUUAAAAGAGAAGAGAGAAAAGAGAGACAGAAAGAGACAGACAGAAAGAAAGAAAAGAAAGAAAGAAGGAAGGAAGGAAAGAAAGAGGAAAGAAAAGAAAGAGAAAAGAAAGAAAGAGGAAAGAAAAGAAAGAGAAAAGAAAGAAAGAAAAGGAAAGAAAGGAAAGAAAGAAAAGGAUCUGGUUGUGACUCUUGAAGAGGGAGGUCACAAAGCUCGGGGUUCCCCUGAUAACACACACACCCUGUAAACUUUUUAAGCAGCUCUGUGGAAACUUGUUAUUAACGCUGCAGUCAUUAAAAGGCGCAGACCACGGCGGGUUUCUCAGCCCAGUAAAGCACAACACGUGCCAGCUCUCUGGAAACAAAAGGGUCCGGCAACUUUACUCCUAUAGCUUGGGGUUUGGGGAGGUUGGGAGGAGGAGGAUGGAGGAGGUAGUGGGUUGUGUUUGGGGGAAGUGGCAUCGCCUCCGUUAACCGAUGCUCUCCAUCGCGAUGAGCUAAUGUGAUUUGGGAGGGGAACACGGGUGUUCAUCACCGCAGCCGGGCGAGGAGCCUCCAGUCUCCCAAGUGGAAGCAUUUCCCCGGGUGUCUGCCAUGAUAAAUCAGCUGCCGUUAGGCUGAAUAACUGCAUUCACUGAAGUUACAGUAGGAAACUUGUCUGGGUGGACACUGUGCCAUUGCUCUGCAGAGAGCAGCCGGGGCUGGUGGCUGGCGUUGCGCUGAAAUAUCGCAUUGAUCGCUGCUCCAAAGCUCUCCUGGCAGCCACGGGGCUUUAGAGCAGUGAUAGAGAGCAGAGGGAAUGCCAGAAGAGGCACUGUGGAAAGGCAGGGUUAGACCAACGCCUCGCUGAUCCCUCCGGGAAUAAGGAGCACGCUGGAUGUGUUAGAUGCUGAAAGGACCCGAGGGAGCUUGGUAUGUCUCUGGGAGAAUUUGCAGACUAAACUUGGCUGGCUGCUCGCUCUCCGCGCUGCAAAGGCAAAGUGGGUUCAUAUCUGCCAUUGACCUGGCAUGGGGCACAGCUCGUGUCCCUUCGUGACCCAUGGAAGGCAGUCCCUAUCCCGGGGAGGACAUGGGAAUGGGAGGUGCUUGCUCAUAUGUGGGUUAUAAAGGGUCGGCGAGGUCCUGACCUGGGCUCAGCCGUUUCCUGUCUCACUCCAACACAGGAUCCCUCUCUGGAGGUGGUGGGUAUCCCAGAGCGAGCUGUGCUGCGGGGAGACGCUGCUGGUUUGUGAAUGAAUCUGAGCAGCUGCUGGCGGAGGCAGUAGGGAGCAAUUACAGAAUGCCCGGAGGGAAUGAGGACGUGACGGACAGCCCAGGGGAUGUUAAUAUCUGACAGCGAGGUGGACUUGCAGGGAAGGCUGCAGGGUCGGGGUCAGGGUCUCCUGCACCCCUGUUCCUUAAGAUUGAGUGCAAGGACUAAACCAGCACUGAAUGGGUGGGAGGAAAUCUGGAGGAAAGAGCUGUAAAACAACCAAGCAGAAGUCUUCUCUGUUUUCGGAUACAGGAUAAAGCAUCCCGUGUCCCCCCACCCCUGCAGUGACCAGCAGCGUGUGCCACCCCGGUGGAGACAGAGCUGGGAAAUAAAGGUCAACAAUGAAGUUCCUGGUCUUGUUCAAUCUGCUGCUUCUCCUUCCUUGUUUUGGUACCACCAAAACCUGCUUCCCCGGCUGCCACUGCGAAGUGGAAAGCUUUGGUCUCUUUGACAGCUUUAGCCUGACCAAGGUGGAUUGCAGUGGAAUAGGCUCACACAUUGUUCCUGUUCCAAUCCCUCUGGAUACCUCCUACCUGGAUCUAUCAUCAAACAAACUGGAAACAAUCAAUGAAUCGAAGCUCACUGGCCCUGGAUACACCACUUUGGUGAGCCUUGACUUGAGCUACAACAAAAUUGCUAAGAUCUCCUCCACAACCUUCUCCAGGCUUCGGUACCUGGAGUCCUUGGACCUGAGUCAUAACUCUUUGGAAGCCCUUCCAGAGGACUGUUUCUCCAGUUCUCCUCUGGGCGACAUAGAUUUGAGCAAUAACAAGCUCUUGGAUAUAGCGAUGGACAUUUUUGCUUCAAAAGGUCAAGGAAAACCCUUGAAUGUGGAUCUAUCCAAUAAUAUGCUCAGCACAAUUACAAGGCACCGUGAAAAGAGCAUGCCCAACAUCCAGAACUUGAAUCUUUCUGGAAACAGGCUAACAUCUGUGCCAAACCUUCAAGGCAUUCCUCUCCGAUACCUAAAUCUUGAUGGGAACCCCAUAGUCAAGGUUGAGAAAGGAGACUUCAUGGGACUGAAAGAUUUGAUUCAUUUAUCCCUCAGUGGCCUGCAUGGCUUGAGUGAGUUGUCUCUUUAUAGCUUCAAGGAACUACCAGCCCUCCAAGUACUGGAUUUAUCCAACAAUCCCAACUUGAAGUCACUGACUGCUGAAGUGAUCUUUGGGCUGAACUCCCUACAAGAGCUCAACCUCUCUGGCACAGGCGUGUCGUCCUUGCCAAAGACUGUGCUGAAAUACCUGCCUUCCAUCAAAAGCAUCACCUUGGGGAAGAACAUACAGUGUCUUAAGACCAUCAAAGAAGGACAGUACCACCGACAAAUCGGGCUGACCAAAAAAGAGGUCCUCAGUUGCCACGAUAGCCAUGGAUCCGUGGCAGCAGCACCUUAUGUUUCGUGAUGAAAUCUGGGGAGAAGGUGGGGAAGGGAGGGUGGGGGGCCAUGGGAUUUGUACAGGAUCGGACUGAGAUGGCUUGCAGUGUGCCUUUUGUAAGACUGUCAAUAACUUAUAUAUUUGUAUAUGCCAAUACUUGAUUGUUUGUGGAUUUUAUAAACUCUCAAACCAUGGCCCACGUCAUCUGCAAGGCUCCAGGUUUUACCCUUGAGGUCCUGCAUGCAGCCCCUUGGCUCAAGAGUGGUGAUGCUGGACAAUGGGGACCGAGCUGCUCUGCAGGUCCCAGGGCAGAACAGUCAUUCUGGAGCAACCCUUUGUGUCCCAGACACAUCCGUAGGAGCAAAGUUACAUCUCUCCACACCAAAACAUACUGACUCUGUAGCUGCUUGCUUACAAACCCAUGCAUCAUCCUUUUGUAUUAACUAUUACUCCCCAAGAAGUGCCUUCUGGAUGUUGCCUUCAUUAGCAGCACCGUGGUCCCCGUCAUGCACUUUCAGUCUUGAACAAACCUUUCCAGACAAACCUGAACACAGGGUCCUCCUAAUGUGCUGGUUUUUACAUGUUAUUUGCAUGAAUGUGCAAUGAGCGUUGAUUAAGUCGAGAACUUUUCCCACAGUUUUCCCCCUGUUUUCCCAUCAUGUCUAACUACUUUAGGUCCAACCUUGGCAUCCUCCUCUCUUUCUAACCUUAAGCGAGCCAUUGAUCAGAGAUGAUGCACAGCAGAGCAAGGGGAAGAAAAGGGGUUUGCCAACAGCCACAUCUCACCCAGGAGCCAGCCUCUGCUGAAGCAAAUUAACCAGGUGACAAAGCAAAGAAAUCAUGUAGCCUGGCUUAAAACUGUAAUAAACAUCCCUCUUUCCUUUCUGGGAAGGCUUGGAAGAAAACUUGGGCAGGGACUCCUAUCUUGACAACCUUAUUAAACCAAGAUGCAGCCCCAGAGGAUGCAAGAGUAAGCUGUUUCCAUGCUGAUGUUCCCAAUCUGAACACAACAUCUGCAGCUCAGCUGGAUGCAUGUGAGGCAGUCUUCAACACUGAAACACUCUCCAGAACAUGCCAGGAGAAGGAUUAAUACUGACGCCUGCAAUCCUGCAGCACUUUGCCUAUCAGGGGAAAGAUCUUGUUGGGUUUUAGUUCCAGAGUUGUGGCUUUUCUUUCUCUCCCACAGCUCUUUGGCUGUCAACUGCAAUCUGAUAGAAAGCCUGGUCCUCAGAGGUUUGCUCGUGUUUUCCUUCAUUUAUGAGAUACUGGCAAAGCAAAGGGGAGCCCUCCUGGUCCCUCUUCUUUUACCACUUUUAGAAGUGGUAAAUGCUCCAUCCCUGGCAGUGUUCAAGGCCAGGUUGGACAGAGUCUUGGGUGACAUGGUCUAGUGUGAGGCAUCCCUGCCCAUGGCAGGGGGUUGGAACUGGAUGAUCUUAAGGUCCUUUCCAACCCAAACCAGUCUGUGAUUCUAUGAUUCCACGAUUAUGCAGGCUAGGAGAAAACGUGGGAAGGCAACACAAUGUGACUCAAUGCUACAUGUGAAGCCUUCAACUUGCUUAUGGAAGGUCCUGCAGUGGAGGUGUCUGGUCCAUGUCUGGCAUGCUCUUUCAUGGGGAUGGGAAGGAUGGGGGUCCUGCUUGGGCUCAUUUAUACCUGGUCUCUAAACCCAGCCUUGCAUCAAGGCAACCUUCAACCUUCAAUGUCUGAAACUGAUUUAGGGAGGCCCAUGUAAAAAUGAUGCAGAUAUAAAACCCAUCCCACAACCCUCCUUGGGAGUGAUGGGAGAAGCUCAGGCUUCAUCCUCGCUCCCCCAAAAGUCUUUGCAAAUGGAAAUUCUAUUACCCAAAGCAGCUGCCUCCAAGGAUGGUUGAAACCUACUGAGCCCAUAAAAGAGCCAACACCUUGCUUUGGGUACUGAAAUCCCUCUCCCACAUUUUCAUCUAUCUCCUCUUCUUCGGGGACCUUAGGGUGGGAUUUUAACCCUUUCUUUCAGCGCUGGGGCUUUUUGCUCCUCUCCUGGCUCUUUGCAAUGCUCAACCAGCCUUCACAGUCACAAGAAACAUUGAUUUUCUUAAAAAGGCAAUGGGACUGCUCACAAGCAUGGAUCUGGAAGGGAACAGCAAUCACCUGCAGUGCAGGAUGGGGGCAAUUUGGGAGGAAAAGGGUGUUUUUAGUGGAUCUUGCCUUUUUAAGAGAAUUCUUUUUCUGCUGGCAGAAAAUGUAGGUGUUUCAAGGAAGUUGUUUAAUUUUGGAAGUCUGUACAUAGAUGAACUGUUACAGGGAUCACAAACUGUCAAAGGUACUGUCUUUGUGCCACUGUGGUAAGUUUAAAUCCCAAUGUGACAAUCCAGUUGAAGACUGCAAGUGUUCCUCAUGUAAUCUCACAUUAGCUGCUAAGCAAGCCUUGGCAGAAGCUGGCAAGUCCCAUUGCUGUGUUAGUGUGUUGGGUUUAUUUUAAAGACCUUCUGCAGCAUUGUAAGGCUUCGUGAUUUAUCAUGAUAUAAUAAAGUGAUUUGGAGGAGAAUAAA
Molecule: messenger RNA, 5988 nt
Organism: Strigops habroptila (Kakapo)
Lineage: Eukaryota; Metazoa; Chordata; Aves; Psittaciformes; Psittacidae
Gene: TSKU
Product: tsukushi, small leucine rich proteoglycan
Exons: 3
Coding region: 2429-3487 (352 amino acids)
Cellular component (GO): voltage-gated potassium channel complex
Molecular function (GO): potassium channel activator activity; transmembrane transporter binding; voltage-gated potassium channel activity
Source: RefSeq, a predicted model, not a curated record